AAAGUUUUUUUUCAACAUAGCCAGGGAAAAUAUUUUUGAAAUUUGUUAUUAAAUGGCUUCAAAUGAUUCAGGUGUAGAUUCCAGCAAUGAUAGUAACGAUGCUAAUUUAGUUAUGAAUUCGAAUUUAUCUAAUUUUUGUGUUUUACCCAAACUUUUUGAUAAUAAUAAAAUGUUACAAUGCUUUGCUUUACCACAACCUGUUUCAUCAACAUCAACUUCGACUGAAAAUAAAUUACAGUUUGGUUCUUUACCGCCUGGAAAAUUCAAAAUAAAUUCUUUUCGUCGUCUUCAUUCCCAAAGGAAUCGAGUUAAACAUGAAAUAAGUCAAUAUAAAGAAAGGAAAUUACGGUUGGCUGCAUCAACAUGUAAUAUUGAACUUCUAACAAAUUUGUUAAAAUCUGGUGUCGACCCAAAUUGCUCUGAUGAACAUAAAAGAAGUCCAUUACAUUUAGCUGCAUGUCGCGGAUACACAGAUAUCGUAUCGCAAUUAUUAAAAUAUGGUGCUAAUCCUAAUAUUGUUGAUUCAUUGGGUAAUACACCAUUACAUUUAGCAGUCAUAUCAGCAAGCUCAACAAAUUUUAAUUUAGUUGUUAGAAUAUUAUUGCAACAGGGAGCUAGUGUACAUGUUAUUGAUAGAAGUGGAAAAAAUCCACUUGAAUUAGCUGAAGGUAGACUGAGAUUAAUGCGUUCAAGAUGUCCAACUCCAGAAGUAAUUAAAAUAAUUGAAGAUAUGUGCUUGUUGAUUGCUCUUAUCUUACGAUAUUUUUGUAAACAAAAAAGAGAUUUGGAAGACUUGGAAGGCAUUGAAGAAAGAUUACAAAAUCUGAGUACGAAUGAUCAGGUUGUUAAUGAAGCUGAUAGUUUAUUAGCUAGCGUUGAAAAACUUUCAAUUGCAAAGUAAAAUAAUAAUAUUUAUUUAUGUAUGUAUAUUCAUAUAUUUAAAAGUUUUAUACAAUAACCCAGAAUUAAGAGGUUUCUCCUAUUUUAUAUCAUAAGUUAUAUUUAAGAUUAUAGAAGAAUAGACUAUUUUAGAUUAUUGAUAUGAGAUUUUUUUUCAUAACUGAAUAU
Molecule: messenger RNA, 1068 nt
Organism: Condylostylus longicornis
Lineage: Eukaryota; Metazoa; Arthropoda; Insecta; Diptera; Dolichopodidae
Product: ankyrin repeat domain-containing protein 54
Exons: 1
Coding region: 53-901 (282 amino acids)
Molecular function (GO): protein binding
Source: RefSeq, a predicted model, not a curated record